UUUCUUUUCUCUCUCUCUUUCUUUAUUUCUUCUACUUGACGGCUCGAAAUGGGAAAUAUUUAUAGUAACUCUAACGAUGAUUCUCAAGAAGUCAACAUGUCACAGUUCAAAAUAAUAAAGACUAUUGGACAAGGGGGGUUUUGUAAAGUCUAUAAAGUACAGCAUACACAACGAAAGAGACUGUAUGCAUUAAAAGUCAUUAAUAAAGAAAAAUGCAUAAAAAUGGGCGCAGUGUUUAAUGUGAUUCGAGAAAGAAAAAUAUUAGAAAGCCUGGAUCAUCCGCUGAUUUGUAACAUGCGCUUUGCGUUUCAAGACACAAGUUCAAUCUAUAUGGCAAUGGAUCUGAUGACAGCUGGAGAUCUAAGAUUUCAUAUUACACAUAAACAACACGAUGAACAAGUAAUUCGAUUUUGGAUAUCAGAACUGGUUUGUGCUGUCAAGUAUUUGCAUUCACAAGGAAUAGUGCAUAGGGAUAUCAAACCAGACAAUAUAUUACUGGAUAAAGAAGGACACAUUCAUCUAAGUGAUUUUAAUAUUGCUUGCGAGAUAUCUUCAAGCAAACCCUUGAUUUCUUUGUCUGGCACGGCUGCUUAUUUUGCUCCAGAAAUGCUCAAAGGGAAUGGUUACGAUGAAGAUGUCGAUUGGUGGAGUGUUGGUAUUACAUUUUACGAAUGUGUUUAUGGAAAGCGACCAUGGUCAAACUGUAAUAAUAUUGAAGAACUAAAGAAACAGGUGGUAUAUGGUCCUAUUCCAUAUCCUCCAUCAAAUGUCUCUUUGGAUUGUCUAUCAGCUCUUAAAAGCUUUUUGGAAAAAGACGCAAAGAAAAGGUUAGGACAUGGCGUCAGUUCUGGAUGGAGGUCGAUCAUGUCUCAUCCAUUUUUCAAACCUGUUGACUGGUACAACAUUGAUACUAAACAGAGUCUGCCUUUGUAUAUACCCGAAAAUAAAGAUGAAGAGACAGUUAAUUCUGUCGUCACAAAUACAGACCUACAACCACCAGAUGGCGUUGCUGGUUGGCUCUACCGGUGCCAGAGAAGAGCGAGCUAUGGACAGUUACAGCAAGAUCGACGAUACAGUCAAGACUUGAAAUUGCUUGAGGAGAAAUUUAAAACCUUUGACUAUACCGUGUUUGAUGAAUAUGAAGGAUUUUUGGAUGAAAAACUCAUGACAGUCGGUCCACCUCCGCCCUGGGUCAAGCCUGCUUUCCCAGGCGCAGACAACGGAAGUCUUUUGCCUGUACACAAAAUUUAUCUAGAAAAUCUACCGUCGGUAUAUGAUGUAUUUGCCAGCGAGCAUCACAAAAUAAUGCAUCAUCCUACUUGGUCUGCUGUAGAACAGUGUUACAAGUAGACGCUUUUGUAAAAUAAAUCUGUAAUAUAUCUUUAAUGACAUAUAGAAGGCACUGUCGAUCACUAUCGACUUUUAUCUCCUUGUUCUCUUUUCUCUCUCUUUCUCCCCCUUCACUCUCCUUGACUCUUAUAUAGUUUGAUUAUGCUUUGCACACCUAUAAGGAGAAUCUGUAACAGAAAAGAAACUAGGGAGAAAAAGGUGCUUUACGGUAAAUGAAGUUUUCUACCUUUGGCUUUAUAUAAAAGAGCAGCUCCUUAUUUUCUUUUCUUUUUGUAUUUCAUUUGAACAUGAAGGUAAGUUCAUGUUUGUAUACUCUUUUUUUUUUUUUAAAAAAAA
Molecule: messenger RNA, 1686 nt
Organism: Rhizopus microsporus ATCC 52813
Lineage: Eukaryota; Fungi; Mucoromycota; Mucoromycetes; Mucorales; Rhizopodaceae
Product: kinase-like protein
Exons: 7
Coding region: 49-1350 (433 amino acids)
Biological process (GO): peptidyl-serine phosphorylation; intracellular signal transduction
Molecular function (GO): ATP binding; protein serine/threonine kinase activity
Source: RefSeq, a predicted model, not a curated record